CCUUUUUCUACACGAAACGAGUUCCGGACCGGUUGUGCAUAUCUGGGCGUGCUGAUCCAUUCAUCCUUCAUCAUGUCGACACCACAGCUGCCAUUCCCAGACCCAGAGAAGAUUUUUACCUCUUGGUGGCCAAUUAUCAUCGGUGUUGCUGUCGGAAUAUUUUAUGCAGCAAGACAAUGGUUGCGUGGUGCACAGUUUGUGGAGGAAGUCAAACUGGAAGGGAAGGUUGUUAUCAUCACUGGGGGCAACUCAGGCAUCGGCAAUGCUGCAGCGUUAUAUAUGGCCAGGAGAGGUGGAAAGGUGAUCAUCGCCUGUCGGGAUGAGGCUCUAGGUCGGGAGGCUGCAGAGGAAAUGAAGACGCUCCACAAGCAGGAAGUGACCGUCAUGAAGUGUGACCUAGCCUCCUUCAAGUCUAUCAGGGAGUUUGUGGAAGCUUUCAAGAAAAAGGAAAAGAAACUGGACAUUUUGAUCAACAAUGCAGGCGUGAUGAUGAGUCCCCAGUCUCUAACAGAGGAAAAGUUUGAUGUGCAAUUUGGUGUCAACUACCUAGGUACAUUCCUGCUGACAGAGUUACUACUGGACCUCUUGAAGGCAUCCGAUGCGGGUCGCAUCGUCAACACUUCAGCAUCUGCGAGUAACCUUGGGGAGAUCAACUUUGAUGACAUCAACAUGACAGAAGACUACAGUCCAGGACAGGCGUACGCUCAGAGUAAACUGGCCGUCAACUUGUACACUCUUCACUUGGCACGUCGGCUUAAAGACACCAAGGUCAUUGUGAAUGUGACCAAUCCUGGAAUUGUCAACACUAAUGGACAUCGUAAUCUCCCCUUCAAGAACAACUCCUUCCUGCGGUUUAGCUUCUCCCCGAUUGUGUGGUUCCUCAUGAAGACACCAUCAGAUGGUGCUCAAACAACACUCCUUUUGGCUUGUUCGAAAUCUAUUGAUGGCGUGUCAGGAAAAUACUACAAAGACUGCACUUUGAGUGAGCUGACUGGCAGGUCCUUGGAUGAAGAGCUGCAAGAGAGGUUACACAAAGAGUCUGUGAAGUGGACGGGUCUUGAGAAGAAGACUAAAUAAAUACUUGUUUUUAUAGUCCAGAUACCGAAACAUCAAAAGAACAUCUUUCACUGAAAGUGGAGUUUAUGAUAAAUUUAUUCUUACUGACCGAACAGAUAGAUAGUUUCAGGAAUUGUUCCUGUUACCUGGUAGUGGCAUUUACAUGUUGGGAAAUGUAGAAUGAUGAUUGUGGAACAGAGUCUGGUAACAAGUCCAGAAUGAAAACAGAAAUUUAGUUCACAUAAGCUAGCAAUUUCUUGUCAGACCGUAGUGUAGGAUGUUUAGUGUUAUGAUUGCACCUGAGACAGGGUGUCAUCUUUGUCGGUUUCACAUGGCCUGAUCAAGUAAUUUUUUCAACAAACAUGAAGAAGGUUUGGAUUUCUGUUUGAACCUACCAGGAUGAAGAAAUGGCUGAAAAGAUCAUUCAUUUGAAUGAGUGCCAUUGCACCAGCAUAGCAACGGAUCAGUCCAUUAAUUGUAGAAGGGGCGCGUCAACUGGAAUUGGGGAGGGUCACAAAAAUUAUGACAGACAGUCUCUUGGAAUGGUUUCACAUUUUUGGGAAGGAUCAUGAAAAAAAAGGUUCGAGUACAUUGGGAAGGUCAUCCAAGAAUAUUUCACACAUUAGAUGAACAGUAUUUUUAAUAAUUUAUCUGACCAAAAUAAUCUCUGACCUACCCUCCAUGUUAUAAAUGACCGGUCGCAAAGCUGUCAUGACAAAUGUUAUGAAGAUUUACAAUUUUUCUUCUUCUGUUACUAUUUCCAUCAGACCGUCCAUUUAUAUAUUAAACUCAGGCUAUGUGGAACAUAAGGGAAAAGAUCUUGUCCUCAGAAUAUUAUAGAGAAGACAUAAGAAGCCGUUGCUCGUAGUAACAACUUCCAUUAGACUCUAUAGAUCAAUAUUUAUUGUCAGACAUGUUCCGUGAUGGUUCAAACAAAGCAAUAACCUUCCCAUA
This is a messenger RNA of Haliotis rubra (blacklip abalone), 2010 nucleotides long. Its product is annotated as retinol dehydrogenase 13-like. NCBI's taxonomy places the organism in Eukaryota, Metazoa, Mollusca, Gastropoda, Lepetellida, Haliotidae. The record is from RefSeq and is a predicted model, not a curated record. The transcript has 7 exons. Gene Ontology annotation, molecular function: oxidoreductase activity. The coding region runs from base 73 to 1077 and encodes 334 amino acids.